AUGACGUCACAUACUUCUCAUCAUCAAAAUGAAUCUUCUCCAGCGAUACAAUCAAAUAUACCAGUAGAACUUCAAUUGCUCGAUAAUCCGCACCAAAACCAUAAAACUUCAUAUUCUCUCACAAAUUCCAAUGUUGAAAACUUAGAAUCAGCAAAUGUAACGGACAUAGAUGCAGAUGCCAGGAGGAUAGGAGAUGGAAUUAGAAGUACAAGCGACACGGAAGCAGAACUUCAAGCUGAGGAUCCGGAAAGAGUUUAUCAACAACUCAAGCCUGUAGAUGGAGGUCCGGCAGCUUGGAGAUUAUUGAUCGCGGCAUUUGUGUUCGAAGCAAUCUUAUGGGGUUUCCCCAUCUCCUUUGGAGUCUUCCAAGACUACUACUUCACACUCCCCCAAUUCACCACCUCCAAAUCCCAAAUUGCCCUCAUCGGAACCAUCUCCCAAGGUCUCUGUUACCUCGGUGCCCCUCUCUCCGCCUCCCUCACCAAACGAUUUCCCAAGCACCAAACCCAUCAAAUCUGGCUCGGCCUCCCAAUCUGCAUCCUUGGUCUCGUAGCCGGUUCCUUCUGCGACUCCGUGCAGGGAUUGAUCUGGACUCAGGGCGUAAUGUACGGUUGCGGAUUCCUGAUCCUCACAUAUCCUAUCAUAAGUAUGAUAAAUGAAUGGUGGAUUGCGAGGAAGGGGAUGGCGUUUGGAUUGAUCAGUGCGGCGAGUGGAGUGAGUGGCGCGGGAAUGCCGUUUAUUAUUCAAUUUUUGCUCGAGAAAUAUGGAUACAAAACCGCGUUGAGGAUUAUCGCAGUUGGGAUUACGAUUUUGACGGUUCCUUUGCUGCCGCUGUUGAAAGGGAGAUUGCCACCAAGUGAACGCAGUAGAUUGGCACGCACAAAUUGGGGGUUUCUGAAAAAUAAACUUUUCUAUAUUUAUGGAUCUGCAACACUGAUUUACGGAAUGGGAUUUUUCUACCCAGGGGUUUAUCUCCCUUCUUUCGCUACAAAUAUCGGAUUGAGUGGUACGCAAGGAGCUGCAAUUUUGGCAGUCAUGAGUGUAGCGCAAGUCGCGGGCCAAUUCGCAUGUGGCUACUUGUCUGAUAAGAAUUUCUCCGUCAAUGCUCUUGCGGUGGGUUGCACAAUCAUGGCGACGAUUUCCUCAUUCGUACUCUGGGGUUUUGCAAAAUCAAUGGGUUUGCUUAUCGCGUAUGGAAUCAUGUAUGGAUUUUUUGGAUAUGGGUUUAGUACGAUGAGAGUGGCGAUGGGGAAGCUGAUUUGUAGUGACCCGGGGAGUGUGGUGAGUAUUUAUUCGAUUUUCAUUUGUUUGCAGGGAGUGGGGAAUGUAUUGGUUGGUCCGAUUAGUGGGGGGUUGUUGGGGGAGAAGGUGGUGCUUGGAGGGUAUGGGGUUGAGAGGUAUAGGGAUAUGGUUAUUUACACAGGGUGUUGUAUGGCGGGGUGUGCGGGGGUUAUUGGGGGAUGGUGGUUGAGACCUAGAGGGUUGGUGAGUGGGUAA
Messenger RNA from Botrytis fragariae, 1497 nucleotides. Its product is annotated as putative mfs monocarboxylate transporter protein. Gene Ontology annotation, biological process: transmembrane transport. The coding region runs from base 1 to 1497 and encodes 498 amino acids. Gene Ontology annotation, cellular component: fungal-type vacuole membrane. Gene Ontology annotation, molecular function: transmembrane transporter activity. The record is from RefSeq and is a predicted model, not a curated record. The transcript is spliced from 2 exons. Lineage: Eukaryota; Fungi; Ascomycota; Leotiomycetes; Helotiales; Sclerotiniaceae.